Cavenderia fasciculata is the source of this 810-nucleotide messenger RNA. Its product is annotated as short-chain dehydrogenase/reductase SDR. Lineage: Eukaryota; Evosea; Eumycetozoa; Acytosteliales; Cavenderiaceae. The transcript has 2 exons. Gene Ontology annotation, molecular function: oxidoreductase activity. Bases 1 to 810 code for a protein of 269 amino acids. The record is from RefSeq and is a predicted model, not a curated record.
AUGACUACCACCAAUAAUAAUAAUAAAGUAUUAUUUAUCACUGGAGCAAGUACAGGUAUAGGUUUGGCAAUUACCAAAUACUUUCUUGAAAAAGGGUACAAAGUUGCAGCAACAUCAAGAUCAAAAGACAAUCUCCUCAAGGUAGUUGGUAACGAUGACCCAAAUCAAUUCCUUGCAUUGGAAAAUGACUUGUUAAAUGAUGAAGCCAUUAAAAAGACGGUUGAAGAGGUUGUUUCAACAUUUGGAAGAAUUGAUAUCGUUGUCAAUAAUGCUGGAUUUGGAUAUUAUGGCCCAGCUGAAGGACACACCAUGCAAGACUACAAAAAUCUAUUUGACAUUAAUCCAGGCUCUCAUCUCUUUAACGUAUCAUCGAUCUGCAGUACUUGGGCAAUCCCAUUGUUUGCAUCGUACUCUGCCUCCAAGUCUGCAUUGGAUGGUCUCACCGAAUCGUAUGCCGCCGAAGUAAAAGAAUUACUUGGUAUUAAUGUAACCAUUUUAAAUAUUGGUACCUUCCAAUCAUCGUUCCAAUCGAGUACUCGUGAACCAUCGAUCGAUUUGAAAGCCAAGUAUGCCUCUGUCUAUGCAAGCUUUAGUUCCUCUGAAUCUUUGAAAUUAUUGGAGUGGAAAGACCCAGUCAAGAUUGCAGAAAUCAUCCAACAAGUCAGUGAUCGUCAAGGACCAGCUCCACUCCAUCUAUUCAUCGGUCCAGAUUCUGACCAUCUUGCAAGACAAAAGAUUAAACUUUUACAAAAAGAUUUGGACGAUAAUGUAGAUUUAACCGUUCAUAAAUUCUUACCUUCUUCUGCUUAA